This is a messenger RNA of Glycine soja, 805 nucleotides long. RefSeq lists its product as uncharacterized. The record is from RefSeq and is a predicted model, not a curated record. Gene Ontology annotation, cellular component: endoplasmic reticulum membrane; endoplasmic reticulum. Gene Ontology annotation, biological process: endoplasmic reticulum to Golgi vesicle-mediated transport; intracellular protein transport. The coding region runs from base 48 to 440 and encodes 130 amino acids. NCBI's taxonomy places the organism in Eukaryota, Viridiplantae, Streptophyta, Magnoliopsida, Fabales, Fabaceae. The transcript has a single exon.
AAGGCUUGAAUUCCGUAUCUGUCCGGAGGUAAGCAAGCGGAGAUCUGAUGGCGCUAGAGUGGGUUGUGCUAGGGUACGUCGCGGCCGCAGAGGCCAUAAUGGUUAUUCUCCUCACCAUCCCGGGCCUGGAAGCUCUCCGAAAGGGUCUGAUCGCGGUGACCCGGAACCUUCUGAAGCCGUUCCUCUCGGUGGUGCCUUUCUGCCUGUUCCUUUUCAUGGACAUAUAUUGGAAGUUCGAAACCAGGCCUAGCUGUGAGGGAGAUUCCUGCACCCCUUCCGAGCACCUUCGCCACCAGAAAUCUAUCAUGAAGAGCCAACGCAACGCCCUCCUCAUCGCCGCCGCACUCCUCUUCUACUGGCUCCUCUACUCCGUCACCAACCUCGUCGUCAGGAUCGACCACUUGAACCAGCGUCUCGAACGCUUGAAGAAUCGCGAUUGAGAUUUCACCCUUGCAGAUAAGUCGGUUAAUCAAUCCCUCGGAUAUAAACUUGGUGUUUUCUUUCUUGUGCUAGGAAGGAUCUAUUUCUAUCUCUUUUUUUCUUUUCUUUUCUUUUCUUUUCUUUCUUUCUAAAUCGAUGUUUGAGUGAUGACGAUUAUUGAGUCUUUUUUUAGUAUUAUUACUCUUGCUAUAACUAUGCUACUUGAAUUUCCGCCACCUAGGGUUCCUUUUGGGGAUUUUCUUAUUGUUGCGCUCAGGGAUCCAAUUCCGUGCACCUCGUCGCUCCCUUGUAUCAUAGGAAAACACGAUUUCGAUUAUUGUUGAGUGUUAUCUGAAAUGCCUACUUACUUUUCUUUUACGCAUUA